AUGGUCGCCAAAGAACUGCCUUCCGGCUGCGGCGUCUGUGGUCAGGAGGAAGGUCUACUCAUAUGCUCUGGCUGCAAGGUGUUGUCUUACUGCGGCCGCGAUCACCAAGUUGCUGAUCGCCCAGCCCAUAAAUCUGCUUGCAGCGCCAUCAGAAGAGCACGCGUCAAGAUGGAGGAAGAGGAGCAGAUCCUGCGAAAUCACCCCGGAGAUUUUAUGAUGCCUGCAGACCCCUUUACUAACAGUGCCGGGAAUUUCUGGAGCGUGCUCGGAACCCGCGACUAUAUGCGAGCGCGGUUUGCACUGGUCGAAGCCAUGACCCAGGUUGACAAUGCCCAAUCCGUCAAAGCGCAGCUGGACCAUUUUAUGGACAUGCUACGUUUGUGCCGCAGUGAUAACAUGGGCGUGCGAGACCUUGUGCCUGGGCUCAUGCUACGUCUCAACAAGGACCAGGAAUGCUACGACUUCAUCAAGUGGUGGGAAGUCGUUAGUGACAAUCCACGGUACGACUGGGGAAACACUGAUCUUCCAUACCUCGAUAUCAAAAACGCCGACAUUUUCGAGCCUGUGGAGCGGUUCUGUGGUCAGUUCCCUGAUCUCAGUCACUUGUCUUGCCUGUGCCUCUUGAAGAUCAAGCUCCUCUUGGAGGUUAUGAGACUAGGGCAGUCGACUGCGAGCCUGGGCCCAGUUGUUCCUCGCGAGAUCCUCGAUUUGAUUCAGUCAUCCAUUCCUCAGAUCCCUGCCGUGUGUGUAUCCCACGACAUCAUGUCCGGUGAUAGCGAUGUCCGCGAGACCAUGGUUGAUAAGUUGAAGGCGCAGAUCGAUGCUGUAUUCAAUGCAGUCGAGGAGGCUAAUGAGCAUUUCUGGCCCUCUCUUAUCGAUCCUGACCUUGAUUUGACUGAAAUUCCCGAGUCCUACUCAGCUGGUACCGUGGAAGAAAUGAUCUUAGUCCUGCGUUACAACUACGACGCCUGGACUGAGACGCCCGGGGCUAUUGACUUCAUCAAGGCAGAGGUUGAUGGUGACAUUUGA
Molecule: messenger RNA, 1029 nt
Organism: Penicillium egyptiacum
Lineage: Eukaryota; Fungi; Ascomycota; Eurotiomycetes; Eurotiales; Aspergillaceae
Source: the annotation of a GenBank genome assembly